Helobdella robusta is the source of this 2109-nucleotide messenger RNA. RefSeq lists its product as hypothetical. Lineage: Eukaryota; Metazoa; Annelida; Clitellata; Rhynchobdellida; Glossiphoniidae. The transcript has 15 exons. Gene Ontology annotation, molecular function: RNA polymerase II cis-regulatory region sequence-specific DNA binding; DNA-binding transcription factor activity, RNA polymerase II-specific. Gene Ontology annotation, biological process: anatomical structure development; regulation of transcription by RNA polymerase II. Bases 1 to 2109 code for a protein of 702 amino acids. The record is from RefSeq and is a predicted model, not a curated record.
AUGGCUAUCAUUCCAGAUAUAAAUUAUGCUAUAAACGAUAAAUAUAUAGACCAAUUCAACAACGUCAACAACAACAACAACAGUAGCAGUAGUAGUAACAGUUAUCACGAUGAUGAAGAGAAGAAAAGGCUGAAGAAUAAAAGAGGUCACAGCGGGGUGAACCAGCUGGGGGGUAUGUUCGUGAAUGGCAGGCCCUUACCAGACACCACCAGACAAAAAAUUGUCGAGCUGGCCCACAAUGGGGCUCGACCCUGUGACAUUUCAAGAAUUCUACAGGUCUCGAACGGAUGUGUGAGCAAAAUCCUGGGCAGAUAUUAUGAAAGUGGGAGCAUACGGCCUAGAACGAUUGGGGGCAGUAAGCCGAGGGUGGCUACGAUGAGUGUGGUCCAGAGGAUUGCCCAUUACAAGAAGGAGUGUCCGAGCAUAUUCGCCUGGGAGAUAAGAGAUCGUCUGCUUAGUGAAGAAAUCUGCUCCCAAGAAAAUAUACCCAGUCAUCCAAACGAUGGUGACGAUGACGAAGAUGGUGGAUUUGCCUGUGCUGAUGAUAAUGAUGAUUCAAAAAAUUUUCCGUAUUUAGAUAAACUGAACAACAACAUUAACGACUCUUGUGAUGAAGAUGAUAACGAAUCGACGACAACAACAACAACACUAACACUAACCACACUAAACAACACAAACGGCAACAAAGAAUACACAGACCUCCACGCAACACCAACAACAACAAUGACGUCAUCGUCAGCCGCAAUCACUCUUGCGUCCACAGCCACAACUACGUCGUCAACGACUACAGCAUCACGUGAUCGCGAAACCGGAAGUGACGUAGAGAAACAGGUACGCAUGCGUUUGAAGAGGAAGUUGCAGAGGAAUAGGACAUCUUUCAGUACCCAACAAAUCGAUUCUCUGGAGAGAGAAUUCGACAAAACCCACUACCCUGAUGUCUUUGCGAGGGAGAGAUUGGCACAAAAACUUGAACUACCCGAAGCGAGAAUACAAGUGUGGUUCUCAAAUAGGAGGGCGAAAUGGAGAAGGGAGGAGAAGUUUAGGGUGGUUCCGGCAAUGAGUUAUGCCUACAGCACCACCACCAACAACACCAACAACACCCUCACAGCUCCGCCCUCUCCUUACUUGUGUAGCAAUCUCAUUACCAGUAGUAACGUGAUAAGUAGCAGUACGGGUAGCAACGGCAAUGGCCACGAAGUGGUCGAGGCAAUUAACAACAGCUCAAACGCCGCUAAUGUUAGCAGCGACAACAACAACAACAACAACAACAAUAAUAAUAAUAAUAACAACAAUAAUCGUCUAAAUGAUGACGAUGACGACGACAAUGAUAAUAAUAACUGCAGUGACGUCAUUAACAAAAACGCUCACAACUUAGCUGUCGCGACUGCAGUUACCACCGAGGCUACUAACAAGACAAGUAGAAAUAAAAAUGGUGGCGAUGAUAGUGAUAAUAAUAAUAAUAAUAACGAUGAUAUUGAUAGCCAAUCAAAUUUGUUCUACCCUCCUCUGGCACUAAUUGAAAGAUCAAGAUACGAUUAUGAUAUGGGCGUUAGCAGCAGCAGCAGCAGUAGAACCAUCCGAAAGCCAUUAGACAUACCUCUAUCAUCAUCUUCUUCAUCGUCGUCGUCGUCGUCAUCAUUAUUAUCAUCAUCAUCAUCAUCGAAAACAUCAGCAUUUGGUCAUGUUAUCGGCCAUAACUACAUGUUUCCAGAAACCAGCCAGACAUAUUCACUAAACUUUCAGAACUACGGCUCGUAUAACAUAACAAGACCACCUGCCGUAUCGUCGACUUCACCUCCACCCCAAACCUUAUCAACGUUUGGCUUUCCUAACACGUUGGGCAUAGGACAAAAUUUUCAAGACUACCUCUAUUCAAUCGUUCCAGUGUCCACCCAACACAUCAACAACAACAACAACAACAACAACAACAUCAAUAACAGCAACAACAAUUACCAUAAUUAUCAUUACAAUUGGUACAACAACAACAAUAACACUAACAGCAACAAUAAUUUUAUGAUUAACGAUAAUAAUAAUAUAGCCAAGGAACUUGACCUUUCGUUAGAGAUCAUUUGUGUUCACAAAAUCUCCGCUUACUAUCUGGUGCAAUAA